Molecule: messenger RNA, 2108 nt
Organism: Trematomus bernacchii (emerald rockcod)
Lineage: Eukaryota; Metazoa; Chordata; Actinopteri; Perciformes; Nototheniidae
Gene: rsph4a
Product: radial spoke head component 4A
Exons: 7
Coding region: 486-2030 (514 amino acids)
Biological process (GO): cilium assembly; cilium movement involved in cell motility; axoneme assembly
Cellular component (GO): axoneme; radial spoke
Source: RefSeq, a predicted model, not a curated record
UAUAUACAUAUAUAUAUAUAUACAUUUGACGCAUAAGGCACAGAGAUGUUUUAAGUUAUAAUGUCCUUAAUUUACUAGCAGUCACAAGACUAAAUAAAUAAGAGUGAGGAUUAAUUCAGAUCAGGGUCUAAGGAUAGAGAUAUAAGAGGACAAAAAUGAUAUUCAAAUCAAUACAGUAAAUGGACAAGAUCAAAUAAAAAUAAUGAGAUAAAAUUGCAAAAGAUAGCAAAUUGCCUGGACCACAUCAUGACCACCCAUAUUAUUUGUUUCUUACCGGUAGUUGUCUUCCUCCAGGUGGCGCGCGAGCUUGGCAACCACUCUGUUACAGUAACCAUGGAAACUAGUGAAGUUUGGGUCUCUGUUAAAUCGUUGUGAAUGCUAAGCUAGUUAACUCCACGGUGUCAACGUCUUUUAGCUACCGUUAGUCUGAUAGUCAGAUAGUGUUUUGAAGAUAAAAGUUCCGAACCACACGGAGGAGAAGAAAAAUGGAAAGUACGGAUGGAAACGACGCCAAAAGUGAGCAGAGACUUAAGUCAGCUGCCGCCUUAAAGAGCUUCAUGUUGAAAAGCAGCACCGAGAGCAAACUGAACCUGUAUGACCACCUCAGCCGGGUGCUGAUGAAGGUGAUGGAUGAGCACCCUGAUAAUGCGGUGGACGUGAUUGAGGACGUGAGCCGGGAAGUGAAGCGGGGUUUAUUUGAAGACAAGCAGAGCACCCUGCGAGACCUCCCUCAGACCACAGCUGCUGAGCUGCUGGCUGAGCAGCAGCGCCUGCUCUUCUCUCGGCCAGAGGAGGCUGACCAGGAGGAGGAACUGAUGGACACACCUCUUCCUAAUGUGAGUGAGGUUGCCUUCUACCUGGAGCAGGCUGGGGUGGGCCUGGGCAGAGAGGAGAUGCAGAGGGUCUUCCUCGCACUCAAGCAGCUUGUUGAGAGCCAGGGGCUGCCGCGCUGCCGACUGUGGGGCAAGAUCCUGGGGACAGAGAGCAGCUACAUCGUGGCUGAAGCUGAGUACAGGGAGGGGGAGGAAGAGGAAGAGAACACGGAGGAUGCAGCAGAGGAUGAGGAGAGAGAUGUAGAAAAGGAGAUGAAUCCACUUCCUCAAUCCGCCUAUAGACCCCCCCCAACAGUGCCAAAGGAGGCCCUAGGAACAGGUGCCAACAAGUUUGCUUUUUAUGUGUGCAAAGAGCCCGGUCUUCCCUGGGUGAAGCUCCCUUCAGUCAGUCCCGCACAGAUCACCGGUGCUCGUCAGAUCCGUAAGUUCUUCACGGGGACGCUGGACACCCCCAUAGUCAGCUACCCACCUUUCCCCGGGAACGAAGCCAACUACCUGAGAGCGCAGAUCGCUCGGAUCUCUGCCGGCACUCAGGUCAGCCCCCAGGGCUUCUACCAGGCCGGGGAGGAGGAAGGUGAUGAGGAAGACGAGGCCCCUCGGGACAGCUUCGAAGUGAAUCCAGACUUUGAGGGUGUUCCGGUUGCUGAGAUGGCCGAGUCUCUGUCCACCUGGGUGCAUCAUGUUCAGCACAUCCUGCAGCAGGGUCGCUGUACGUGGGUGAACCUUGCUGUGAAACCAGGAGAUGACUCCAAUGAGGAAGGAGAGGGUGAGGAGAAGGAAGAGGAGCCUGAUGAGCCUGAGCCAGAAGUUGGACCCCCUCUGCUCACACCCCUCUCCCAAGAUGCAGAAAUGCUCAACAUUCCUCCCUGGACCUCCAAGAUGUCCUCCGUCCUCACCUCUCAGCACGCUCUAGCUGUGCUGCGCUCUAACCUCUGGCCAGGGGCAUAUUCAUACGCUUCCGGAAAGAAGUUUGAGAACAUUUACGUUGGAUGGGGUCUGAAGUACUCAGGGGAAGGGUUCAGCCAAGCUGUCCCCCCACCACCACAGAAAGAAUAUCCCAGUGGACCGGAAAUCACAGAGGCCCUGGACCCGUCGGUGGAGGAGGAGCAGGUGCUGAAGGAAGCUUUAGAGGAGCAGCAGGCCGCUCAGGAAGAGAAGGAGGACACAGACGACCCGGAGGAGGAGGAUGACGACUGAGAGAACAGUUACACAUUUUACAUUUCUACAUUUGAACUUUUAACUAUUUAUAUGUAAGUAAAUGGCCAAAUAAAUCAG